GCUUGUGUUGUAAAGGUCCUCCUUAUGAUAGACGCAGAUAUUUCUGAAGCUGAAUUUUGUUUAUUGCCUGGCUUAUGCUACAUUCUUCCGUCUGUUUGACAACCAGUGGGAUAUUCUGUUAAUCCGGAUUCACUCAAACACUAGAUAUAUUUCUUAUCAAAUGAGCUUUACUACUGACUGAUGACUGAAUGGUUUUCACUUGCAUUAAGAUCAUUUCUAAAAUUGAUAAGUUACAGCAUGCAACCACCGGUUUCACGUGGUUCAAGACUUUCAUGGAAAUUUCUACAAGUAUCUUAAAAUUGUUUACAAGCAUAGAACCGCUGUGUAUCAUAUUAUGUUGUUGAAAUGUUUAAAUGAUCUCUAUCUACCGUUCAAGCAGCGAAACAUUAGAAAAAUAUCACCUUGGUUGUCUGAAGUGCGACAAAUUCUUAAUUACUUCAUAUGUUUUCACGUCACUUGCUGCUUCUGAAAUGACACUUUAUGCACUCUUCUGGAAUAUUCAGUAGUAUUUUGACAGGAAUAAGCUUGCUGAUUAUAUUAAGCUGUGAUAGAUACCCAGCUCUUUUUUAAAAAAAGCAAGUCCUUGACGUUUCACCUACCUUUUAGAAAGCAAAUCUACAAGAGCCGGUCAGGUAUAUUUUCGUCAUAAUAUUUAUUAAGUAUAUUCAGGCCUUUCAUGAGUUAUUAGAAAAUGGUGCUUUUAACAACUCAAGAAAGAAUGAGACAGAACCAAGAAGAGCAGGUUCGAGAUGUCAGUGCAAUUCAGUGCCCUAAAGGACAACUUCCGAUUUGCAAUCUAGGGGCUGCUUGUAAUAACUGUUCAGAUGGCACCAUGAUGAGGCCAAACAGCGUUGCUUCCAGUACACAGAGACCAAAAGGGGUCUACAUUCCAAGCGAACAGUUCAGAUCAAGAUACUUAAGGUAUUUGUCCUCACAGUCUAAUCUUACUGGUAGUUCUGAGUCAACAUCUGAAAAAAAGGGGACUCAGCAGUUUAUCCUGAUGAGCUCUAUUUAUGCUCAAUUGCUGGUAGUCAUAUGUGUGGUCUUUUUUACGUCAGAGAUUGUAACCCCCAGGGUGCCACUCUUCUAUUUUGAGGGUUUCUAUGUGUUCCUGUAUUCAGUGAGCCUUCUGUUUCUUCUUUAUGUAUAUACAUACUUAUUGAGAGAACCUACAACAAAGCCUGCUAGGAAACUCAACAUAAUUGAAGGCCUUAAGCUCCGAAUUGGGGACAAGGGACUUAAAAAGGAGAUCUCUGAUCCAAAUCUCACAACGCCUGCCAAUCCACACUUGCAACGAGUGAAAAAGCACCGAAUAUCUGAAAAUGAUCGAAGCCAUGGUAGCCUUUUCCUCAGAAUCGGAGCCAUUGCCUUUGGACUCGGUACUAUGGUAUACAAUGGCUUGGAGUUUGGAUCAUUUUUUGAAAUACCAUCUUCUUCGCCAUGCUAUAGUAUUCUCUUAGGCAUCAAUCCUGUGCUACAGAUGAUGUUUACGUUCGCACAGAUGUAUUUCAUUUUUGCUAAUGCUAGGUUAAAUAUUCACAAAUUCAAAGUCCUUGCACGGUUUGGACUGAUGCAUGUUGUAGCCACUAAUAUCUGCGUUUGGAUUCGCACAGUUGGAAAAGAAACUCUUCAGGAAAUCGUAAAGCACCAUCUUUCGCAAGAGCGAGGUCAUCCUAGUAGUUUAGAAGAAUUAAUAUUGCCUUUUAGAGAAAAUUAUAUUAAAAACAACAGCAAUCCGUGUCAAAAGCAAGACAUUAUGGGAUCCAUCGUAUCUGAUUCGUCGCCUUUUCUUUUCCCAUUCAUUGUCGAAUAUAGUUUGAUUGGCGCUGCGGUAUUAUACGUCAUGUGGAAGAACAUAGGUAAAGAUCCUGUUUUUCAUGGAAAUGCAGAAUAUGAAGAUGGUUUGUCAAGAGCAUCCAGUGUGCAAACCUUACCUAAAAUGAAUUGUGCUGGCUCAAGUAAAGGAUUGUUUUUUGGUCUCCUUAUUUUGGUCAUUGCUACAAUUUGCCUCAUUGUUUUCUUUGUUCUAAUAGAAAAUGAACAUUAUAGUUUGCUGGCUAUAUUUCUCUCAGAUGUUUCCCACAGCGCAAUUAUGGUGAUGACCAUAUUCACUAUCAUCGUAGGAUUUUUCCGUAUCAAGCAACUCAAGUUCCAAGCUGAUCGCACAGAUCAUUUGCGAGACAUCCUGCUCACUGUUGCAGCGUAUGGUUUGUACGUAUAUGCUAUGUUUGGAAUCAUUGCUGGAACUCUCUCGCCUAAGGACUACGUUCCAAACUUGUUAGUGAUGGUCACUAGCUGCCUCACAAUUGUUCAAGUCACUUUACAGUCAUUGUUCGUAGCUGAAAUAACUUGCAGAACGACUUACCUACCAGAACACGAUCAGACAAAACCAGGUAGACAAGUUGUCGCCUUCUUGAUGAUGGGUAACUUAACUCUGUGGAUCAUUUAUACAUUUGAAAUGCAGAAGGCAGAAGCUAGUCCUGUGCAGCUAGGCUUUUACGGAUUUAUGGCUUGGACUGUCAUCAUAAGGGCCACGCUACCAUUGAGCAUCUUUUACCGAUUCCAUUCGUCAAUUACAUUUGCUGAAGUCUGGAAGAAUUCCUAUAAAAAUGUAUCGGCUUGAACGGUAUUGUGAAAGAAGAUUUGUACUUUCAUUGUUUUCCAUCUUUAUCCUUCACUUUAUUUCCAAAGAAGAAAGCAAGAUAAAUACAUUUACAAGUAUUACAAUGAAUCCUAAUUUAAUUCAUUACGUGCGUGUACUUUAUGCACAAAUUUAGAGCAUGCAGUAAUUGAAACACUGCUGUCCUAUAUUUAAGAUAAACUCUGUUAUAAGCAGUGACUCGAAGAUGUAUGAAAGGUCUGAGACAUUUAGCAAAUAUUUAUAUCGGUCAGUACACUUUCAUUAUAUGUCUGUUUUCUUGCACCAACAAGAUAAUUGACUUUAACAUUCAUAUGAGAUUUGAAAAGCGUUUAUAUUGUCGAUAUUUAGUUGUUUAAAUAAUUUAUUUCUAGAGAAGCAGCUGAACUUUAAGGAGAGCAAAAGUCAUUUAUUAGAAAAUUCAUUCAGUAGUCUUUGCAGUUAGGAAUUUAUAAGGUGCAUCAGAUUUUUACUUAUUCCUUAAAAAUUCUAUUUUCUAAAAAAUAUAAAAUACAAAAUAAUUCUGAAGCAAAUUUUUUAUUUAAUUUAAAUAACUAUUAUGUUAUCAUAUUACAAACUUACUAGUUCUUCUACUGUUUGUGAAAUUUAAACUAUAUCAAGAUGUUGCUUUGAACAUUUAUCUGGAUUAGAGAAGUAAAGUGUGAAACAGAAGUUUUAUUAAAUUUUUGAAUGUCAUUAAUUUAAUAUUCAUAGCACGGUUUUUUAGAAGUGUUAUUAUUGUAUAAACGAUGAUCUGAAGAAUGUUUAUAAUGACAUCACGUUGAAGUGUCAUACGUAUGUUUUUGUACUGUGCCAUUUCUUUCAUGCUUUAUCUAUUGUCGACGUUAUGUUUAAAAGCUUGAUUUUGAAUUUUCUAACAGUGUUAGGGUACAAGCCCCAUAACACUUUCAGCCCUUUUAUUUUUACUCUAUGGUGCUGUUCACUGGGCUGAAAUAUUUUAGAUACACUGUGCUUCGAAUUUCUGCAAGUUUUUAUUUAAAUUAAAUUUUCAGAAACCGCAUCAGAUCAUACAUUUUACAAACUCAUUGUUAGAUUGUGAUGCAUGCUUCUGAUUAAAUUUACAACAAAUCAGGUGUCAAACAAAUGCAUUUAUUAAUGAAAAAUUAUUGCGUUAAUCACUUAACUUUUACAGCCACGGAAAUACUUCCAGCUGAUUAUGGAAUUGUAUUGAAUAACAUAUUAUUAAGAAAGUUUCUAAAAAUGGGUUAGUUAAAAAAUAAAAAGUGUCAAAAUUCUACCUGUGGAACUGCAAAAUUUCCUAUAUAAACUAUAAGUAUUCCUAUAUACACUAUAAACCCUUUUGCUGUUGUAACAGUGACAUGGCUUGUGGUUUACAUUAUACUAAUUUUAACGUAAUUUUUAUUCAAUGAAGAUUUCUGAGAUCUGUCUAAAUCGCUAGCAAUAUGUACAAAAUACUUAAAACUAUAUAAGACCUAUAAAAGAGAUUAUAAAAAAAGAAAUGAUAAAUGGAAUAAUGCUGGACAAGUAUUCCAUUUAUCAUUUUAAAAAUGAUUUAAUACUGUUUUGUUUGAAUGCUGUCUAAUAGAUUAUUUGGCUCUAAUGUGUAAAGUUUUAAGUCUGUUAACCAAGCAAAAGCAAUAUUUUCAAAACUCUUAAUUAGCAAAAACUGUACAAGUUAUAUAUUUUAUAUAAUUAAACUAAGAAUUUCAGAUUCAUUAUCUAGCAGAAAAUCCAUUAAUGACGGUAGAAAAUUGGUUAAUUAAAGUGUUGAUCGCUUUUCAGGAUAGUUAUGUGACAUGCUCAUUGAGGCAUUCACUUUGUAAAAUCAUCCUAGAAAAGAUAUUAUCAUGGAUGUCAGGUCAUAUGCUUUCAUUAAAUCAUUAGUGAAACAAACUGAAGCUCACAGUCUCUAUUAAACCUGAACUAAAGGAAACUGAGUAUCUUUCUCAAGCCUUUAGUAUUAAAAGAGUGCCUUUUAUAAACUUCCAUAUAAAAGAACAAUUUUCAUUAUAUAUUUCAAAUGAAAAAAAAAAUUCCUGCAACUGCAACUACCAAAGAUCUUUAAUUAAUUUAAUUAGGAUAUGACUAGCGAAUUAGAAUUAGUGUAUGUCUUGCUGGAAAUACUAUUUGAUACUGCCAAAACAAAUAUAACAAAACUCAAAGCUGUACAUUUGCUCUCCCUUUUCUAGUAAUGUAAGAGUAGUUUUGAACAACUUGGUGCUUCCUGUUGUGGAUCAGAAAUAGCAUAGCACGAAAUAUGCAAGGGUUAUAUCGUGCUACAAAACUUUUGUGUUAUUUUUAACUUUGUCUAGAAAUUAUUGCUUCAUGUUAUUUCUAGAACAUUGAUCAUGAAUAUCAUCAAUGUUAAGGAAUACAUUACAUUAUUUAUUUAAGAAUGCAGAGCAUUGUUUCAAUUUAUCUGUUAUUUAGUGCUAUAAAAUGUUUUCCAUAAGGUGUAGGAUUUAUAACGGAAGAUGGGAAAUCAAAUUUUAGAUGCAAAAAAAAAAAAAAAUGGUUUGCGUGGAGCUUGUAACCUGACAUAUGCAUAUACACUGUUUCUUUAAACUAUUUUCUAAUUUAUUUAUGGUAUAUCCAUGAAACUGUAGUCGUUUCACAUAUUCUAUGUAUGUAUUAAAAUGACAGCAGAACUUUAUCACUGGUUUUAAACAAUACUGUGAUCUUAAACGUAUGAUGAAUCAACUUCCUUAUAUAAUGGCGUUUGUUUGUUUCACAUUUUAAGCAGAUCUUCCUGAAUUGUUGGUGCUUUGUGAUAAAACUGAUUGUAGCACAAAAAUUGCCAGAUGUGAAUAUAUGAAACUCACUUGUGGCUUUUUAGUAUUUAAACAUAUUUUAUUUUAGUUUUUGUUUUAAUACUUUACUAACAACAUAAGACUCUGAAAGAAAUGGAUGAGUUGUUUUCACAAAUAAUGCGGGAGAUUUAUCAGAAAAAAAAAGGUUUCUGAAUUUUUUGGCAUUAUAUAUGCAUGUAUAAAGUGCAUGAAACACCGCAUGCGAAUAGUGCUAUCUUUGCAAAUUAUGGAUUGAAUUUUUUUCAGGCUUUACUGUAAGCUAUAAAUUAGGCUUCUAGUUCCUGAUAAACUGUAUUUCGCUAGUAAGAUAGAAUGCCGUUGAAUUAAUAACUGCAUAAUGGUUGAAUUUAUUGACUGCUGACCACUGUUGAAACGCUUAUAAAAAUUAUUGCUAUUUCAUAUCUUCACUUGGAAGAUCAACAAUGUCUAGUAAAAUUCCAGCCUUUGUUUUUUAUUCAUAAAAUUAGAGAUCAUUUAAUGAAAUAGAUUAGAGGAUGCAAUAAAUGUUUUUAAAAAACUGGAUAACGUUCUCAAAAAGGGUAAAGUAUUUAGAAUUUUCUUUUUACUUAAAAGACUUGGAAUAAAUUAUUGGAGAAUCAACCGGCAAUUACGCUGUGAUACUUUUAGUAUUUUCUCUCGCAAAGCGAAAUUUUUAUGACACGUCACAUAUCAUUUAUGGCUUAAUAUUUUAUGAACUCGGAGAUAAUGCUUUUUAAAUAUGCUACAAAUCUAAUAUACAUUUUAUAAAAUUUAAUUUCAAGGCUUUAAGGCAAAAAGUAAAGUAAAUGCUAAUUAUGCGCUUCAGAUACAAACUUAUACCCAUUAAGCUUUUCAAAAUAAACUCAGAAGCAUUAUUACAUCAAUUAAAUUACUUUCAAUUUAUUAAUUAAAUUACUUUUUAAAUGACAUACUUUAUGUGUUCGCCCAUUUAGAAAGUGAAUUAUGAAGUUUCAGUAAAGAAAGCUGAAUACACAGUAAUAGACCAUUUUCGUAAAUUAUUUUCUUUAAAAUAAGUAUCGACAAAUAAAGCAGGGAAACAUGAAGCAUUUAGCAAUGAAAGAAUCUACUCGUAGAUGACUCGUAGAUGACUAGCUAAAUAUGCUACAAAUCUAAUAUACAUUUUAUAAAAUUUAAUUUCAAGGCUUUAA
Molecule: messenger RNA, 6578 nt
Organism: Stegodyphus dumicola
Lineage: Eukaryota; Metazoa; Arthropoda; Arachnida; Araneae; Eresidae
Product: proton channel OtopLc-like
Biological process (GO): proton transmembrane transport
Cellular component (GO): membrane
Molecular function (GO): proton channel activity
Source: RefSeq, a predicted model, not a curated record